CACGGCGAUCGUUGGUAGUGUCGAGUGUCCAUGGACCGGAGCGUUACGGCUACCCGGUCGUUCAAUUAUUUCCACACGGCGACCGCCACCAUCAACGUGGACUGAUCCAGACUUUCUGUAUCAGCCUCCGAACUGCUGCGGCUGCGUGGCUUCAGCUCCCAGGUAUUUUAUUGUGAGUCGGAAUCGGAGAAAAAGAAAAGAAUUCUGCCAAUUGGAAGGGUUUCAGAGCUUGAAGAAGAUAAAGCGAAGCUUCGAGAUGCUGUUGCGAUUCUUUUUAUCUUCCCUUUUUUCCUCUCCUUAGGAAAUCAUGACCGUCCGUUCUAUACGGCGCCGAUGAUGCUAGGGUUACCGUGACGGGGACGGAGGUUGGGAAAAGGAAAUCUAGCUUGCGAUUCACGCGAGUAGGAGACGUUCAUGUGUCCUUAAAACCACGUUGCUCCUUUUCGACAUUUUCUUCUUCGGUAAAUCGAUGUCAUUUGUGGGAGAAGGAUCAAUGACGUGGCAGGAGGAGUUGGCUAGUUUGGUGGGGGAAAGCGGGGUUCAGUAUUCUGCCAUCGGCGGCGAGGUGGAGGGAAAUGCGUCGGAUCUCAAUGGGAGUGUGGUCGGUGAGGGUUACUACAGACAUGAGGAUGGCAUUGUGCCGGAGGAGAGCAUGAAGGACCAGUUGAAGGGGUUUUUGAAAGCAUCGGUGGAGAUGAUGCAAGAUUUCGGGAGGGGAUGCAGAGAUAUACUGCAGCAGAGCCUGACGGGGGUGGAGGACUCUUACGUGGCGAAGAGGCUCCGCGGGCCGUGGGGUGUAGUCUCGAGGCGGUUUGGGUUUUUGAAUGAUUACUUGCCCGAGGAUCGGGAUCCGAUGCACUCCUGGUUGGUGAUCAUCUGCGUUUUUCUUGUAGCGCUUCUAGCUUUGAAUGUAAAUAGUGGCCAUAUAGUUCAAGUGCAACUUCCAAAGAAACUGUAUAUACAUCCUCCUAGUGCUAGCCUAAUCCAACUUCCGGAUGGAAGAGUUAUGGCCUACCAGGAACAAGGGGUGUCAGUUGAAAGGGCUAGAUUUACCAUGAUUUCUCCACAUUCUUUUCUUUCCUCUCGCUUAGCAGGUAUACCUGGCAUCAAAGAAUCUUUGUUGAAAGAUUUUGGUGUUCGUUUUAUCACAUAUGAUCUUCCGGGUUUUGGUGAAAGUGAUCCUCAUCCCUGCAGGAACCUUAAUUCAUCAGCACAUGAUAUGUUGCAGUUAGCAAAUGCUCUUGGGAUUAUGGAUAAGUUCUGGGUGCUGGGUUACUCUGGCGGAGGAAUGCAUGCUUUGGCUGCUGUUCGCCACAUCCCUGAUAGAAUUGCAGGUGUGGCUAUGUUUGCCCCAAUAACCAAUCCAUAUGAUUCCAGAAUGACAAAGGAAGAGAAAAAUAAAAUCUGGGAGAAGUGGACAGCAAAAAGAAAGUUCAUGUUCAUUGUAGCUAAAAGGUUCCCUUCCCUUCUUCCUUACUUCUAUCGGCAAAGCUUUCUAUCAGGAAUGCAGGGUCAGUUGGAAAGGUGGUUAUCAUUGUCUUUGGGAAAGAAGGAUAAGGUUUUAACAGAUGGACACAUUUUUCAAGAAUUUUGGGAAAGGGAUGUGGCAGAGUCCAUCCGACAGAAUGAUCCAAAACCCUUUGUUGAGGAAGCUGUCUUACAAGUAUCUAAUUGGGGGUUCAGCUUGGCUGACCUUCAAGCACGAAAGAAGCACGAAGGCAAAAAUCUCCUUCUUUGGCUGAAGUCCAUUUAUACUCAAGAAGAUGGAGAGUGGACUGGUUUUCUUGGUCCGAUACACAUUUGGCAGGGAAUGGAUGACCGGGUAGUGCCACCAUCCAUGACUGAAUUCUCAAGACGCCUGAUUCCAGGAGCCACAGUCCAUCGCCUGCCUGCAGAAGGCCACUUUUCCUAUUACUGUUUCUGUGAUGAUUGUCAUAAACAGAUCUUCUCCACUCUCUUUGGCAUUCCUCAAGGCCCUCUCACAGCUAUUUCUGAGAAUGAGCUACCCUCUCCAUCUUCUAAAGAACUUUUUGAAGAUGAAAACUCUUCUCAAAAUCUGGACAGUCAGGAGGAUUAGUAUUGGUUGGAGACUUCGAUUCGAUCCGAUCCAAUUCAUUCAAUUUGAAAAGUUCCAUGAAUAUUCACUUUACAUGGCAGACCCUUCAGUUGAUACAGUUCUCACUUGUUUUACAUGUAAUGUGGGAAAACUGAGUCAUAGUGUUAUUGAAUUGAAAUUACCAGAAAUUGCACAAUAGUGGCUUGGAUCAAAGAAAGAAUGAAGCUUUUUUUUUUUUU
Molecule: messenger RNA, 2295 nt
Organism: Dendrobium catenatum
Lineage: Eukaryota; Viridiplantae; Streptophyta; Magnoliopsida; Asparagales; Orchidaceae
Exons: 7
Coding region: 470-2077 (535 amino acids)
Source: RefSeq, a predicted model, not a curated record